Dermacentor andersoni is the source of this 321-nucleotide messenger RNA. Its product is annotated as astacin-like metalloprotease toxin 5. Gene Ontology annotation, molecular function: metalloendopeptidase activity; zinc ion binding. The record is from RefSeq and is a predicted model, not a curated record. NCBI's taxonomy places the organism in Eukaryota, Metazoa, Arthropoda, Arachnida, Ixodida, Ixodidae. Gene Ontology annotation, biological process: proteolysis.
AUGUACGCGGUGGGCUUUGAUCACGAGCACUCCCGUUCGGACAGAGAUGAAUACAUCGACGUCUUCACCGAGAACGCGGAGCCAGAAAAUGUGGAGCAGUUUGACAAGCUCGAGCCCUGGGAGAACAGGCUGCUGACACCAUUCGACAGAGACUCAGUCAUGCUGUACGGCUCGGAGUCGUUUGCCCGCGAACCAGGCCUGGCAACCAUGCUGGCCAAGGACGGCAGCAGGCUUAAAGAAGUUUACGACAAGCGAGGUCUGAGCGCUAGCGAUGCGCGAAGGAUAAAUAUGCUGUACCGCUGCAAAAAUAAAAAGACUUAG